Molecule: messenger RNA, 530 nt
Organism: Brassica oleracea var. oleracea
Lineage: Eukaryota; Viridiplantae; Streptophyta; Magnoliopsida; Brassicales; Brassicaceae
Product: lachrymatory-factor synthase-like
Exons: 1
Coding region: 39-530 (163 amino acids)
Source: RefSeq, a predicted model, not a curated record
AGCAACUAACUAUACCAAUCAUUAAACUCGACAGCGAAAUGGAACGAGAAACGGCGUCGCUUAGGUGGGAGGGUAAAAAAGUCGCCCAAGUCAACGGCGUCACGGCGGAGCAAAUCUGGUCAGUUGUUUCAGACUUCUGCAAUAUCCACAAGUGGUUACCAACCAUUGACACAUGUUACCGUGUCGAAGGAACCGAUGGCCAGCCUGGUCUGGUCCAAUACUGCACCUCCACCAGAACCAAGGACGAGGAGGAAACCAAAUGGGCUAGAGAGCGUUUGGUCAAGAUCGAUCCAGUCGAACGGUGUUUGAGCUAUGAGGUCCUCGAGAAUAACGUAGGGUUCAGAUCUUACGUGGCGACAGUCAAAGUAACGACAGUGGACGGUGGUGAUGAAUCGGACGGUGGAAAAGUUUGUCUACUCGAGUGGUCGUUUGCGUCUGAUCCUGUUGAUGGAUGGAAGAAGGAAGAUCUUGAAUCCUUUGUUGAUUUUUUUCUUAAACAUUGGGCGAGUAAAAUGGAAAUGAAUCUGUAA